Molecule: messenger RNA, 1084 nt
Organism: Aspergillus sclerotioniger CBS 115572
Lineage: Eukaryota; Fungi; Ascomycota; Eurotiomycetes; Eurotiales; Aspergillaceae
Product: sodium:calcium antiporter
Exons: 3
Coding region: 62-1084 (340 amino acids)
Biological process (GO): intracellular calcium ion homeostasis; calcium ion transmembrane transport
Cellular component (GO): membrane
Molecular function (GO): calcium channel activity; calcium, potassium:sodium antiporter activity
Source: RefSeq, a predicted model, not a curated record
CGCACAUGCAGUACAGAAACCAGCACCAACAGCUCUAACACACAAAGCACUAUCCCACUUCAUGAACUGGGACAUCCUCUGUUUCAACAGCACGACAUUCAUCACCGGGGUCUUCGUUCUCGACUAUGGGGCAGACAAAUUCCUCGACCACACCGUUAUCAUCGGACAACGAUUAGGCAUCUCACCCACUCUAAUCGCUCUCUUAACCGCUGGAGCCGAGUACGAAGAACUAGCCGUGGUCAUCUCUGCAAUCCUCCAACACCGCUCCCCUCUAGCACUAGGCAACGUCCUCGGCGCCACGAUCUCCAACAUCCUCGGUGCCUUUUCCCUAGGUCUCCUCUUCCAUCCAAGCGGAGUUUACUUCGAUAGGAGCGCAAAGAUCUACUCCGCGCUUCUUCUCUCCAUCACCACGUUAUCCGUGGCUCUGGCAUUCUUCAACCUACUCAAUCGAGUCACCGGUGGGAUCCUCAUCGCCAUUUUCGCCAUCUAUACCAUUUCCACGGGAUAUGCUAUCUAUAAGGGUGUAACAGACCCGCCUCAGAUAUCAGAUAGUGAUAAUGAUACCGAUAGUGAUACUGAUGAUCAUAUCUCCACCACGCGGGUAUCCGAGGAAUCUCCUCUCCUAAUCCCACGGGCACUUACUCACCAUAUCUUCCACCUGCUCGUCGGCCUCCUUGCGCUCUCACUUUCUGGAUACAUCCUCGCGCAUAGCGCAGGUUUAAUUGCCGAUUCUCUCCAGGUAUCAGGGACCGUUUUAGGCUUAACGGUUAUUGCCUUUGCGACGACGCUACCUGAGAAGUUAAUCUCAGUGAUGAGUGGACUUCGCGGACAGGGAGGGAUUAUUGUUGCCACUACGGCAGGGAGUAAUAUCUUUCUCUUGACGCUUUGUGUUGGGGUGGUGGCUGUUGCGGGGGGUUCUGUUGAUCAGGCAGGUAGAGAUUCUUUGGUGCUUUUUGAUUUGGUUAUGGUGUGGAUCUCUGCGGUGGGCUUUACAGCUGUUGUUUUUCUUGAGCCGAGUCGGGUUGCGGGGGUGGUUUUGUUCGCUGUGUAUAUAGUGUUUUUGGUUCUUGAGGAUAAACGCUGA